UGAGCAACUGAAACUACAACUCCCAUAAUCCUUCACUCACACCUAAACAUGAUACUACAGCUGGAGCUGCAGAAGCGAUUCGCAUGAAAUGACACAAAAGAGGCGCAGAGAGGCCGGUUCGGUUCGGCGGAACACACUCAGGUAAAACCCUUGACAUGAGUGAACCCGACCGGAGCGACAGAUGAGCCUCACGUGCCUUGAGUUUAUCCAGCUAACGCGGGCCUGAAGGAGAGGAUGUGGCCUUUAGCUGUCAAGCUGUCAAGCUAAAGUAGUAGAAGCCCAUCAGCUGUUCGCCUUGCACUGAGAGAAAGUGAUGUAGCUGGAUCUGAAGACAGGAUGAAUCUGAAGAAGUCUCGGAGUGUCGGAGCUUCUUCCUCGCUCAAUGGACUCGGAACACAAGCAGACUGUUCUGCUGAAGUGCAGUCAGCAUCAGUGACAGCGUGUCCAGUGUUCAGCUGCUGAUGCAGUCAUCAUGUUGGCAGAUGCUGAGUCCAGACGGAAGAGGAAGACGGCGGAGAUCACGCAGGCCCUGAACACGACGCCCGUGGACGUGGCCACUCUGAGACGCAUGGCCAUCAGUGAAGGAGGUCUGCUGAGCGACGAGAUCCGCCGGCAGGUGUGGCCCAGACUGCUCAACGUGUCUGUAGAAAACAUACCUGAACAGCUGGAGCCGGUCGAUCGAGACAAUAACAAGGACUUCAGCCAAGUGCUUCUAGAUGUUCAGAGAUCCCUCAGACGCUUCCCUCCAGGGAUGCCAGACGAGCAGCGGGAAGGCCUUCAGGAAGAGCUGAUUGAUAUUAUUCUGCGGGUGCUGGUGAAAAACCCACAGCUGCACUAUUAUCAGGGUUACCAUGACAUCGUGGUGACCUUCCUGCUGGUGCUGGGGGAACGACUCGCCACUGCUCUGGUGGAGAAACUCUCCACUCACCACCUCAGAUAUUUAUAUUACAGGGACUUCAUGGACCCCACUAUGGACAACACCAAACACAUCCUGAACUACCUGAUGCCCAUAAUCGAGAGGGUCAACCCUGAAGUGUACGACUUCAUGCAGCAAGCCGAGGUCGGCACCAUUUUCGCUCUCAGCUGGCUCAUCACCUGGUUCGGACACGUGCUGUCAGAUUUCCGCCAUGUGGUUCGGUUGUACGACUUCUUCCUGGCCUGCCAUCCCCUCAUGCCCAUCUACUUUGCUGCUGUGAUCGUGUUGCAUCGAGAGGAGGAGGUGUUGGACUGUGAGUGUGACAUGGCCAUGAUGCACCAUCUCCUGUCCCGUAUCCCAGAGGACCUGCCGUACGAGACGCUGAUCAGCCGCGCAGGAGAUCUGUUCGUUCAGUUCCCUCCGUCUGAGCUGGCCAGAGAGCGCAGUCAGCUGACGGCCGUCUCCACCUUCAAAGACUUUGAGUUGGCGUCGACACAGCAGCGUCCGGACACAGUGCUCCGACAGAGACGGAAAGAGCAGCAGCAGCAGCAGCAGCGCACACUGGAGGCCCAGCGAGGACGCGUAGCAGUCGUCCGGCCCACGGCGCGGCGCUUCAUGCGGCUGGCGGUCAUGGGAUUGACUGUAGCGUUGGGGGCUGCCGCUUUAGCCGUGGUAAACUCUGCCCUGGAAUGGGCUCCUAAACUAGACUUGCUCUUCCCGUGAAGGAGCCAAUCAACAGCACAGAACCACAGCGUCUUGUUUUCAGGACUGAAUAUUGGUUACUUUGCCUUUUUUAUUUUUUUUUUUUAAGUAUUUAUACUGGCUAGACUAAUACAUAAUACACGUGUUCAUAGUUAUUGUAAUUAAACAAGCGUUUUACCAUUGAAUGAGGUGCUGAGUCUGAAAUAUUCAGUAAAGCAGAGCUACCACUUCCUCCAGCAGACGAGGAAAAUGUUUCCUGGAUCUACUGAGGACAUGAAUUGGAUCUACAGUGGAGGUAUGUAUACUCCACGUCUCGUACAUGAAACACAAUCUGAGCAAAUUUUUGUGUCAGUGAAUUUCACUCUGCAGUGAAUGGGUGCCGUCAGAAUGAGAGUCCAAACAGCUGAUAAAAACAUCACAAUAAUCCACAAGUAAUCCACUCCAGUCCAUCAGUUAACGUCUUCUGAAGUGAAAAAGGUGCAUGUUUGAAAUAAAGAGAUUUUUAACUUCAAAAUACAUGUCCUCUAUCCGUAAUAUUGCUCUCUCCAGUGUAAAGGUCGUCUCGUCUGAAUCAGGAGCAUAAUUUAAAAGCUCUAAACAAGUAUGUCGGUGGAUUUUGAUGUGGGAGGGCAACAGGAGAUGGACAUUUUCACUGGAGGAAGCGUCUCUAUAGACUCAUUUUGGCCAGAAGCAACGGGUUAAAGUUAAAAAAUCGAGUGGAUUAUUGUGA
Cyprinus carpio (common carp) is the source of this 2348-nucleotide messenger RNA. RefSeq names its product TBC1 domain family member 20-like. Bases 473 to 1639 code for a protein of 388 amino acids. Gene Ontology annotation, cellular component: endoplasmic reticulum membrane. Gene Ontology annotation, biological process: positive regulation of GTPase activity; endoplasmic reticulum to Golgi vesicle-mediated transport. NCBI's taxonomy places the organism in Eukaryota, Metazoa, Chordata, Actinopteri, Cypriniformes, Cyprinidae. The record is from RefSeq and is a predicted model, not a curated record. Gene Ontology annotation, molecular function: GTPase activator activity. The transcript is spliced from 8 exons.